GCCCAAGAAUUUUUUGAUCUCGACUCACCAAAAAUUUACAACAAAGUUAUAAUCUUCUUUUUUCAAAGGCCAAUCGCAAGUUGCCUAUUUGCCUCGCAUUCCUUUGGAAUCGGCCUUAAUUGUUGGAAGACCCUCCUUAUCAAUUGACAUUAUUUCAAUUGUAGGAGAGAGUCUGCUGGUCUACCAACAACUCCGGCCCCUCGUCGAAGCUCACCAUGGCUUUACAUGCUCUCCUUCGAGCCAGAGCUCCGGUAGCUCUGACUCGGGGUGCCCUCGCACCGUCAAGACAAUAUGCUCGCCUUUUGAGCACGACGCCUUGUCGCCGUUCCAAUGAUUCCGAUCUCAACAAAGUCUCCCGCUUCAUCACACAACCUAAGGCGCAGGGUGCGUCGCAAGCUAUGUUAUAUGCGACGGGCCUCGCCGAAGAGGACCUCUCAAAACCUCAGGUCGGUAUCUCGUCUGUGUGGUACGAGGGUAAUCCGUGUAAUAUGCAUUUGAUGGAUCUGUCGGCUGUGGUUAAAGAGUCCGUUGCACGCGCCGGGCUUAUUCCUUACCGGUUUAACACAAUCGGUGUCUCUGAUGGUAUAUCCAUGGGUACAACCGGCAUGCGCUACUCUCUACAAAGUAGAGAAAUCAUUGCCGACAGUAUUGAGACUGUUAUGCAGGGCCAAUGGUACGAUGCAAACGUUUCGUUACCCGGAUGCGACAAGAAUAUGCCCGGUGUCCUAAUAGCUAUGGGCCGAGUGAACCGACCCAGCAUCAUGGUCUACGGUGGAACUAUCAAGCCUGGUUGCAGUAAGUCUGGUGCGCCAAUUGAUAUUGUCAGCGCUUUCCAGGCGUACGGACAAUACAUUUCGGGCGACAUCACGGAAGAGCAGCGAUUCGAUAUUAUCCGACAUGCAUGCCCCGGAAAAGGUGCAUGUGGUGGCAUGUACACGGCAAACACAAUGGCUACCGCUAUCGAGACAUUAGGAAUGACUUUAACAGGUAGCAGUAGCAGUCCUGCUGAUGACCCUAGCAAAAUCAAAGAAUGUGAGCAAGUUGGCGAAGCAAUCAAGCACGCCAUGAAGGAGGAUAUACGCCCGCGGGAUGUCAUGACGAGAGAAGCAUUCGAAGAGGCUAUGAUCGUGGUAAACAUCCUCGGAGGUAGCACAAACGCCGUCAUGCAUUUGAUCGCCAUUGCGGACUCCGUGGGCAUAAAGCUCACAGUGGACGACUUCCAAGCUGUCUCGGACAGGACACCCUUCCUUGCCGACCUAAAACCGUCUGGUAAGUUCGUAAUGGAAGACUUGCACAAGAUCGGCGGUACCCCCGCCCUACUCAAGUUCCUCAUCGGCGAGGGUGUCCUUAAGGGUAACAGUGUCACUGUAACGGGCAAGACGCUGAAGCAGAACGUCGAGUCCUGGCCGUCUUUCCCCAAGGACCAGCAGGUCAUCCGACCAUUCUCCAACCCCAUCAAGCCCACAGGCCACAUCCAAAUCCUACGCGGCCAACUCGCUCCGGGCGGCUCUGUCGGCAAGAUUACGGGUAAGGAGGGUCUUGUUUUCACCGGCAAAGCCAAAUGCUACGACCAAGAAGACGAUUUCAUCCAGGCCCUUGAGCGUGGAGAGCUGAAGAAGGGCGAGAAGACGGUAGUCAUCAUCCGGUACGAGGGACCCAAGGGUGGACCUGGUAUGCCUGAGAUGUUGAAGCCAUCGUCGGCUAUUAUGGGCUACGGUCUUGGCAACGACGUGGCGCUAUUGACAGACGGUCGAUUCUCCGGAGGUAGCCACGGUUUCCUAAUUGGCCACAUUACACCCGAGGCGCGCGAAGGUGGACCGAUUGGACUGGUGAAGGACGGUGAUACCAUCACGAUAGAUGCCGAGAAGCGCGUCAUCGAUACCGACGUCAGCGACGCGGAGAUGGCAGAGAGGAAGAAGUCAUGGAGCCCCCCGCCGCCGCGAUACUCCCAGGGCACAUUAACCAAGUAUGCUGCUCUUGUCAGCGAUGCUAGCCACGGAUGUGUCACUACAGGACACUAAGGUUCUGUUAAGCGUAUAUAAAAUGAUAUUUGGGGUUGAAUGCUAAAAAAGCAAGUGGGAUGGAUGUCUUGUAUCUAUUGGUCUUAGGCUAUGUUAUGCGGCGAUCUGGUUUCUGGUCCGGAAAAUAGGCGCAUCGGACUCCGGCCGUUGUCUUAUGGGCGGCAAUUAAGAAGAAAAAAAUCGAACAAAGUUCAAACUUCCCGGAAGCUUGUUUAAGCAUUUAGAAGCGUAAAUCUAAAAUAACCUACCUGUUACAGCUAAAAUUCACAUGAGUUCCCUGUCGUAGAGUUAAGGUUGAAGCCGGCAGGGUUCGAGAUGAGUGAUAGAUACACCU
This is a messenger RNA of Daldinia vernicosa, 2355 nucleotides long. RefSeq names its product dihydroxy-acid dehydratase. The record is from RefSeq and is a predicted model, not a curated record. Gene Ontology annotation, cellular component: mitochondrion. Gene Ontology annotation, biological process: branched-chain amino acid biosynthetic process. Lineage: Eukaryota; Fungi; Ascomycota; Sordariomycetes; Xylariales; Hypoxylaceae. Bases 216 to 2021 code for a protein of 601 amino acids. Gene Ontology annotation, molecular function: dihydroxy-acid dehydratase activity. The transcript is spliced from 2 exons.